Messenger RNA from Haemorhous mexicanus (house finch), 2455 nucleotides. RefSeq names its product germ cell nuclear acidic peptidase (gene GCNA). Lineage: Eukaryota; Metazoa; Chordata; Aves; Passeriformes; Fringillidae. The record is from RefSeq and is a predicted model, not a curated record. The transcript has 10 exons. Gene Ontology annotation, cellular component: nucleus. The coding region runs from base 16 to 1794 and encodes 592 amino acids.
GGCCGUUCGAGCGCCAUGGCGGGAGCGGCAGGGCCCGGGCCUGGCCCCGAGCCCGAGCCGACCCCGGGGCCCCGGCCCCGGGAAUGGCCGGACCGCGCGGGCAGCGGGGCCGGGACACGGCGGGCUGCGAGCGGGGCAUCGGCCACGAGCCAGAGGAGCCCCGAGAGAGGCGCCGCGGGGAGCCAGGGCUGGCGGAGCGGCAGCAGUGCCCUGUACUUGUCUUCCAGCAGCGAUGAUGAAUUUGAAAUGUUUUUAGCUAGACUGAAAACUCCCAAGUCUGUUCCUAAAAAGGCAGAUACAAGUUUGAAAGACUUCAUUGAUGACUCAGAUGAUUUCUUCUUGGACUUGAAGGUGAAAAAGAGUACAACCAAGAGUGCACGGAAAGAUCUUCAGACCCCGAAAAAGCUGAUGACUCCUGGAAAGAGAAACACUUGCUGCCAAGAAUUGCAGUAUCCAGACACUUCAAGUGACACUGAAGAUUCUGUCUUUGUAGACAGUCCAUGGCAUAACCACCAAAAAAAAGGAGUGAAAGACUUGAGGGAGAGUCAGAAGUGCAUAAAUCUUUCACCUCCACAAAAUCAGAACGAGUCAGUUUUCAAAGGCAGUCCAGAUUUGCUUGUUAGAAGGAAAGAAAGAAGCUGUGAAGAUACAGAAAAUAAAUUGCCAACUGUGGCCCUAGGACGUAGUGCAGGGGUGGAAUCAGAUAGCUCAGAUGAGAGUUUUGGAUCUUUAAUGGAACGGAUAAAGAAGCGAAGUCUGCCCCGCAAACCAGUCUUAAGCACAAGUAAAACUGUCUUCCAGCCAAGCACGACAGAAAACGUCAAGCCACCCUGCAAAAAUGCACAGCCUGUGAAAGGGGAGGGAGGCAAGACACCAAAGCCAAAAUCCAUUUCACUUCAAGAAACACCUUCCAUGGUAACGACUCCAAAGCCAAAGACACCAAAGCCAAAAUCCAUUUCACUUCAAGAAACACCUUCCAUGGUAACGACUCCUGCAAGAAUUUCUGAGAAUGAAUCUGUCAGUUGCUCACAGUCAGCAAAGACAGAGAAAAGGUUCAGGGUAUGUUCAGUGCCUGAUUGUUUCUUGCAAGAUCUUUCAAAUCCAGCCUCCCACUAUGUGAAGUAUUUCAAGAAAAAUAAAGAGGAGCUGGCCCAGAAGCUCUACAGGCUGUUUAAUAGUACUAUCUUUGAGCAGAAGUUACCAGAGGACAUGGUGAUAAUCUGGAAUAAGAAAAUGAGGAAAACAGCGGGGUACUGUGUAACGGGACAGAGGGGAGGCCCUGAAGGGAAGCGUUACGCUCGCAUUGAACUCUCUGAGAAAGUCUGUGACUCUGCAGAUCGCCUCCGGGACACGCUGAUCCACGAGGUUUGCCACGCAGCCACCUGGCUCAUCAGCGGCGUGCGGGACGGGCACGGGCGCUUCUGGAGGUUCUAUGCCAACAAAGCAGCUGUGAUUCAUCCAGAGCUGCCAGUGGUGACACGGUGCCACAGCUAUGAGAUCAAUUACAAAUUCACCUAUGAGUGUGGUCGCUGCAAAGCUACGAUCGGGCGGCACUCGCGCUCCCUGGACACGGCACGGUUCGUCUGCGCCUUCUGCGGGGGGCAGCUGGCCCUCAGGCAGCCCCCGGCCAGGGGGGGCACCCCUGCCAGGACACAGCUCACACCCUUUGCUAAGUAUGUCAAGGAAAACUAUGCACUUGCUAAGAGGGAGCAGCAUGGGCUGAGUCAUGCAGAGGUCAUGAAGAAACUCAGUGCUGAUUUUGCUGUGAAAACCAAGCUGGAAGAUUCCUUCUAAUAUCUCAAUAUACCUCCUUUCUUGGUGCUACUUAAAUUUUGUAUAGAGAGUAGUAAAAGUUCUGAGCAGCACUUACACAUAGCAUGUCUUCAGUGACUCCAGUGAGUAAGGGAUUUACUGUUUCAUCUGGGCAGCUGAUAUGCUGUAGACUCUAUGUGUGUGCUGAAGAACUGCUCUGUGUGCAUCUGUCUGGGAUUGCCAGAGGCAAGAAAGUCCAGGCCCACCAGCCUAAGCCCUCUGACUCUGAAUGACUCCAAGGCAGGAAAAGGGGCAGACCUGAGUUGGGCUUCAACAUGGCUUCAUAUAUUCUCCCAUGUAGACUUUCCUGCGAGAUCCUUGGCUGGUUUUGUUAAAAUUAAGUGGUAGAUAGAUGGUGCCUUACAUCCAUUAACAGAAUAUGUGAAUUUCUCCCAAGCCCUUUAACCUUCAAUCAGUAGUGUACCUCUAUUAUUGAGAUUUCAUAGAAACUAAAAUAGAUGCAGAAGGUCAGGGUGGGGAGAGCAGAUUCAAACACUUUCCCCAAGGAUGAGUAGGGCUUAUCAUGGCUUAAGUCUUUUGUAUAAAAUGCAACAAUGUGUGUUAUAGUGAUUGUGUCUUCUGUAAGCAAAUUGCUCAGGGGAUGAAUAAUUUUGAUAAGCAAUAAAUGCCAGUUUAAUACAGA